AUGUCGUCUCCGCCACGGACGCCUACCCACAGGGGGUCCUCAUCUCACCGCCGGCCGCCCUCCAGCCUAGACAUGUCUCAGUCCAGACGACAGUCAUUUAACCGCCCCUCCUCCACAUCCGGCUAUUCGCCCGUCACACCGCGUUCGUCGCGCGAUUUCGAUAAUGGUAGUCCGGCGCAACGAUUCGGCGGGGGUAGGGGCAAUGGUGGGGGGCUGGGCAAUCUUGCAGACGAACUCGGCGAAUGGGGCAGCGACGACGAGGAGAUGGACAGCGAAUUUGGAGAGGAGCUGGAUCAUACACAGGAAGGGCCAGUAGAUAUUGGCACAGCUGUCGAGCACGACGGCUCAACAGGUGGUCAAGGUGCUAUAAAUCCGGAUGGAGUGCGGGAUAGCGGGGUUGCGUUGCAAAGCUCGCCAUCGACACAAUCUAGGGCAACACUGAGCCCGGGUGCAGCGAUCAAGACGAAGAAACACAGCAGGCAGCGGUCGCUGUACGAUGGGUCGGAUUACGGGGACGAUUCGGAUUUGGACAACGAAGGUGUCACGCCGGCCCUUGAAGCGCGCAUGGCCGCGAUCGAGAGCAUGGCACGAAGAGGCAUGGAGGAGAAUGGCAGUGCUUCUGACGAAGUAGUCAAGCGCGUCACCGAACGUCUACGAGAUUUGGGGAGCCAACUUGCGGUCGAGAACGGUGCAACACGCCUUAAAACCGCCCACGACUCUCUAACGACCCACCUCACCCACCAAUCGCGCGUCCUUACCUCCCUCACUGCAUCAUUCACUGGCCCCCGCGCCAUAAUACCCUCACCAGAGGCGAUCGAAGAGCUCCUGCCGCUCGUUGAACAAACGCUUCAGUCCCUCCCACAUAGCUCUACCGAACCUUUGGUCCAACUCUCGCACCUCACACUCUCGACCCGCGAACUCCUGCAGCACCUCUCCAACGUUAGCGACACAUUGCACAUGUCGCGCCAGACAACUACGAACGCAUCACGUCGCUUGCGAACAAGCAAAGAGCAAUUGCACGAGUGGAAGCGCGAGUCUGAACGUACAGUCGAAGGACGAGAAUUCAUCGAGCGUGGCGACUGGGACAGGCGUCUGCGCGAGCGAGAGGCAAAGCGAGCUUGCGGCGAAGUAAUGGAGGGCUUCGAAGAAGCCUGUGGACUGUGGCGGAAGCGGUUGUGCGAGGGACUGGGCGUGGCCAGUGCGUAG
Molecule: messenger RNA, 1206 nt
Organism: Boeremia exigua
Lineage: Eukaryota; Fungi; Ascomycota; Dothideomycetes; Pleosporales; Didymellaceae
Exons: 2
Coding region: 1-1206 (401 amino acids)
Source: RefSeq, a predicted model, not a curated record